UAAUAGCCUUAUUUCCUGGUUGACUGUUUUGUGUGUGUCUGUGUGGGAGGACAGAGACAGACAGGCUGAAAACCCACUGAGGACGGUCUGUGGACACGCUGGUGCUUCUGUCUAAUCUGUGUUUGAGCCGUGAACGUUCAGGAUGCUGCUGUUUCUGCUGCUGCUGCUGAUGUCCUGCACCUCCCAGGCUUCACAUUUCUUUGGGACAUUGAUAACUUAUUAUCCAACAGAUGUUCGUUCAGAUGGAGCGGUGACGGUCGUCCUUCGCUCUAAGCUGAACUUCCGCUCUUGUAAUGACUACACACAUGCAACCUGGCAGUGUCACCGUGGAAACUGUGGCAGUCAGACUUCAGCAGUGGCCGGCACUGUUGACAGUGAAAGUACUGGACAGUUUUGUCAGACAGAGGUAGUUUAUACUCGACAGGUUUCUACGAAUGCUCCGUUUCAGCUGUGGUUGAACAGCGGUAACUGGAUAUCAGGCAUUGUAAAUCGUAUUGUAAGUUGGAGAGCUUUGAUACGGGUGGAACUGAGGAACCGGUCUGAUACUGGCCAAGCCAACAGAUCACCACAGACCACCAUCCUGCCUGUUGUCCGAGUUCCUUCCAACUGCCCGAGACAGUUGAACUUGUUGACCUUUGACCCUGAUGGAGAUGAGGUUAAAUGCAGAUAUGGAGACGCAUCAGAGGAUGAGUGUAACCCCUGUACACCACCGUCUGUGCUCAACCUCUCAUCAUCUUGUACCUUAUCGUUCGGACCCACUGGCAGUGGGAAUCAAGGACCGUAUGCUGUGCAGCUGGUGAUGGAGGACUUCCCCCGACAGAGCAUCACCCUGACUCAAACCGACGGGACAAAGGAGAACAGAACCACCGACACCAGCAUCAGCAAAAUACCGGUCCAGUUUGUUUUACAAGUGGAUCCUGUGGUUCCAUCCUGUACAGACGGACUCUACCUGCCCAGGUUUCUCCCACCGACCCCAGACCAUGGAGUUCAGCUGUAUGUCCUGGUCAACCAAACACUGGAGAUACGCAUCCAAGCAGAGGCAAACAUGUCAACGAUCUCUGAGCUGCUGUUCAGUGGACCACACAACAUGGCUGAGAACAGAUCUGGACCAGGAGAGUACACCCUGACAUGGAGCCCCUCCCCCAGUGAAGCAGGACAAAGCCACCCGGUCUGCUUCCUGGUCCAGGCCGUCUUAAAUUCAACCAAGUAUCACUCAGAUCUGCGAUGCAUCAUUAUGACUGUCGGAGGCACUCCGAUAACAACAACCACAUUAGCUCCCACCACCGUUUCCUCUACAACCACGUUAGCUCCCACCACCGUUUCCUCUACAACCACGUUAGCUCCCACCACCGUUUUCUCUACAGCUACAGAGACUGUAACAAACUCCACAACAAGGCCAAUAACUGCUGUAACCUCUGCACCUGCUGGGACCCAAAACUUCAUCGUCGCUCUGCAUUUGAAGAUUUCCUCGUCAUCUCCACUGACUGAGGACAACAUAGAGGACACUUUCCUCCAACAGCUGAAAGAUGAACUGGUGAGGCAGGGGCUGCCAUCGAGCACAACUCUACGCCUUCUGAGAAUCACUGAACCAUAAGCUACACUGACCUAAAGUGGUCUAAUAUCACAUUUUAUUCAUGCAACAGUUUUGUUUUUGUUUUUUGCUGUAAUUUUUAUUUGGAAGAUAAAAUUAUCAACAUCAUCAUGAUUUUUAGAUAAAAGGUUAAACAAAGAAAAACAAACAUAUUUCUUUGCUGCUGAUACAUAUUUUUAUGCUUACAAUAUUAAAAAUUGUUUAAAUUAUAUUUUGACUUUAUCUUAAAAAAAAAAAGAAAAUACAUGACAUUCAGUUGCUCCUGCUGUAAAACAUCUGAUUUCACUGUUUCAAUGUUAGACGUUCAUGUAUGGAAAGAGUUUCCUCUUCUGUACGUUUAAGCAUAUGGGUGGGUGAGGACUUGGAUUUGGAUGAUUUGUAUAUCCUCCUGAGACCCAGGAAAGGGAAAAUUUUAGCUUUUUUACAUUAAA
This is a messenger RNA of Sphaeramia orbicularis (orbiculate cardinalfish), 2022 nucleotides long. RefSeq lists its product as uncharacterized. NCBI's taxonomy places the organism in Eukaryota, Metazoa, Chordata, Actinopteri, Kurtiformes, Apogonidae. The coding region runs from base 143 to 1594 and encodes 483 amino acids. The transcript is spliced from 11 exons. The record is from RefSeq and is a predicted model, not a curated record.